This is a messenger RNA of Carica papaya (papaya), 861 nucleotides long. RefSeq names its product Got1/Sft2-like vescicle transport protein family. The record is from RefSeq and is a predicted model, not a curated record. Gene Ontology annotation, cellular component: membrane. Lineage: Eukaryota; Viridiplantae; Streptophyta; Magnoliopsida; Brassicales; Caricaceae. Gene Ontology annotation, biological process: vesicle-mediated transport.
GCUUUCCUUUUUCCCUCUCUCUCGUUCUCGCGCUCGAUCAUUCGCAUCCGUGUAGCCGAUAAUGAAGAAGUCUCAGUAAUCAGAAAGAAAGAUGUGGAACCUGAGCCAGGCAUUAUCAGGGAACGAUGAGGAAACUUCAGAGGGUUUCUUCGAUGAAGAAUCAGACAGGCUCUGUUCUCUUUCUCCUAUGCAGAGACUGUACGCCUUCGGUGCUUGUUCGAUCAUUGGUGUACUGUGUAUGUUUCUGUCCCUGAUUGCUUUCGCCAAACCCAUAAAAUUCGCGGUGUUGUUCACAUUUGGCAAUGUGCUAGCAGUUGGAAGCACGGCCUUUCUAAUUGGACCCAUGCAACAAAUACAUAUGAUGUUUGAUCCUGUUCGUGUUUAUGCAACGGCCAUUUAUAUCGGAUGUGUUGUCAUGUCUCUCAUUUGUGCUCUCUGGAUACACAGCAAGAUUUUAACCAUACUUGCAAUCAUAUGUGAGAUCUGUGCCCUUAUUUGGUACAGUCUUAGUUAUAUUCCAUUUGCUCGGAGAAUGGUUUCGGAAUUGAUGAUCCGAUUAUGUGACACAGAGCUUUAACAAUGCAACUGGAGGGAUGCUCCUGUCUGACAGACCCAAAAGACUGAAGUCUUGUUUUACUAUCUUGUUGCUGAUCUUCGGAUUGGCGUUAUCAUUAUUUUCUGAGUGAGCUUGCAACAGCAGGUGCUGCAUAUUUCUUUGUUUAUUAUUCUUGUUUCAAAUGAUUUCUCUGGAAUUCAUUCGCACAUAAAAUCAUCUUAUCAAUCUUGUUGGGGUUGAACUUUGUCAGACCAUGUUGAUAAUGAUAAGCACAGUGGCUUAAGCAAUAAGCCAAAUUCAGUUAA